AUGGCUUCCACAGCGACAUCAAGACCGCCCAACAAUGCUGCUGGCAGCAACGCCGCCGCUUCAUCUUCCAACUCCUCCGCACCCUCCACAUCCAAACCCACAUCCACCGCAUCGACCUCCCCAUCAGCACAGCAACCGCAAGUGUCUCUGCUCGGAACGCUACCAAUACACCUCGUACCAGCCCUGCUCCGGCGGAUCGAGUCAAAUCUGGUCACCCUGCCGCCGACACUACUGUGCGAGAAGGAGACGGUGCUUGCGCGGCACGACGACGAGACGUCUGCGGUGAGGGAGACGGGCGACAAUGCGUGGGCGAGUGUGGUCAAGGCGAGGAAGGGAGUCAAGUUGAGAGUCAGGGAAGCGGUGAAGCGCAGCAAUGAUGGAAAGGAUGGUGUGGUGGGUGGAAGCGAGUCGGUCGAGUGCACGCUGUGUCUUCCGCUACCGAGCUUGCCGGAACGUCAGUACCCAAAGGCGUCGGUUAGGCCGAGUUACAACGUCGAGCUUCUGUCAGAUACCGCCGUCGCUCCGGGUCAAAACAUCGGAAGAGACGAUCCUUUCAGAAGCACAGUAGAAGAUACACUGCUCGGCUUCGACCCAGCUACGUACCUCAACACAGACAUAGUCAAUGGCUGGAAAAGCUUCGUCUCGUCCAUCGGAUGGAGACCGCACUUUGCAUUCCUACGCUAUGGUCUGUCCUUUGCGCUCAACGAGAUCCUCUCACGAAGUUCCUCCACCGCAAGACCCACGCUGUUGAACCCCUCGCACGGUACAAAGCACACGCUCAACGUGUAUCGCAUAUUUACGCCGGACCCGAGCGGUUACACGGACGAGUGGACACCGCUCGACCCAGAAGGCGCAACGGUGGUGGUCGAGUUGACUGCUACCGUCGGAGGAGAGCUGGAUCAGAGUCUGUUCAACCGGUAUUGCUCGCCCGCCGAGGUUGGCGCGGCGACACAGGCCGAUGGAGGCCUGGAUCCCCCUUCGACGAUAGAGAAUGCGGUCGAUUUCGCCGAUUCGGCCGCGAGGUCGUUGAGAGGGUUAGUCGAUCUCAAGAGGGAAGCGUAUGAUUAA
Molecule: messenger RNA, 1068 nt
Organism: Pseudozyma hubeiensis SY62
Lineage: Eukaryota; Fungi; Basidiomycota; Ustilaginomycetes; Ustilaginales; Ustilaginaceae
Product: acetyl CoA carboxylase
Exons: 1
Coding region: 1-1068 (355 amino acids)
Source: RefSeq, a predicted model, not a curated record